UGGGGCCGCUCCGGUCGCCGCCUCCCAGCCUGGGGCCCGCCCCCACUGCCCACUCAAGGGCAGCCUCCCGCCCCGUGGGACACCCGCCGCAGAGGCCACGCAGCUCUGGAGCUGGACGCGGCCACCCCGGAGGAGCCCAGCAUGCCGGACAGUGUGGGGGCCCCGCAGGCCAGCGGGCCCGCCCCGGAAAGCUCGGCCACCAGGUUCUUAAGCAGACUGCUGCCAGGUGGGCCUGGGUGCGUUCAGAAACUUAGUUUGAACCUGCAGAACCAGCAAGGAGUAAGGCCGAAUGUGACAAGCAGCUCCCUGACUGAUGCGCGGAAGCUCUCCAAGGAGUCCCUAAGCCGUGCUCUCACGCUCUCAUCCCCGGAGGAGAAGGACGCCCAGCUGGAUGGCUCAGAGGAGAAGCUGUGGACCACGCGGGCCGAUGGGCGCGUGCGCCCACGCGUCCACCCUGCCUGCCCACAGCCCCCCUACACCGUGCAUCGGAUGUUCUCCGAGGCCCUGGACAAGUAUGGGGACCUCCAUGCUAUGGGCUUCAAGCGCCAGGGCACGUGGGAGCACAUCUCCUACUCCCAGUACUACCAGCUGGCCCGAAAAGCCGCCAAGGGCUUCCUGAAGCUCGGCCUGCAGCAGGCGCACAGCGUGGCCAUCCUGGGCUUCAACUCCCCAGAGUGGUUCUUCUCCGCGGUGGGGGCGGUGUUUGCCGGCGGCAUUGUCACCGGCAUCUACACCACCAGCUCCCCGGAGGCCUGCCAGUACAUCGCCCACGAUAGCCGCGCCAACAUCAUCGUGGUUGACACACAGAAGCAGCUGGAAAAGAUCCUGAAGACCUGGAAACACCUGCCACAUCUGAGGGCCGCGGUCAUAUACAGAGACGCGCCACCGAAGAAGAUGGCCAACGUGUACACGAUGGACGAACUCUUGCAGCUGGGGGACGGGCUGCCCGAGGAGACCCUGGACGCGGUCAUCGCCACCCAGCGGCCCAACCAGUGCUGCGUACUGGUCUACACCUCCGGCACCACUGGCAGCCCCAAGGGCGUGAUGCUGAGUCAGGACAAUAUCACGUGGACAGCACGGUACGGCAGCCAGGCUGGUGACAUCCGACCAGCAGAAGUCCAGCAGGAGGUGGUGGUCAGCUACCUGCCCCUCAGCCACAUCGCUGCCCAGAUCUAUGACCUGUGGACGGGCAUCCAGUGGGGGGCCCAGGUCUGCUUUGCCGAGCCUGACGCCCUCAAGGGGAGCCUGGUGAACACGCUACGGGAGGUGGAGCCCACGUCGCACAUGGGGGUGCCCCGGGUGUGGGAGAAGUUCAUGGAGCGGAUCCAGGAGGCGGCGGCCCAGUCUGGCUUCAUCCGGCGCAAGAUGCUGCUCUGGGCCAUGUCAGUGGCCUUGGAGCAGAACCUCACCUGCCCGGGCAGCGACCUGAAGCCCUUCUCGGCCCGACUGGCGGAUUACCUCGUGCUCGGCAGGGUCCGGCAGGCGCUGGGCUUUGCUAAGUGUCAGAAGAGCUUCUACGGCGCGGCUCCCAUGACAGCCGAAACGCAGCACUUCUUCCUGGGCCUCAACAUCCGCUUGUAUGCAGGCUACGGCCUCAGCGAGACCUCGGGCCCCCACUUCAUGUCCAGCCCCAACAACUACCGGCUCUACAGCUCCGGCAAGGUGGUGCCAGGCUGCCUGGCAAAGGUGGUGAACGAGGACGCCGAGGGCAUCGGGGAGAUCUGUCUGUGGGGCCGCACCGUCUUCAUGGGCUACCUCAACAUGGAGGACAAGACGCGGGAGGCCAUUGAUGACGACGGCUGGCUGCACACGGGCGACAUGGGACGCCUGGACGCGGACGGCUUCCUCUACAUCACGGGGCGGCUCAAAGAAUUAAUCAUCACAGCGGGCGGAGAGAAUGUGCCCCCUGUGCCCAUCGAGGAGGCUGUGAAGACGGAGUUGCCCAUCAUCAGCAAUGCCAUGCUGAUCGGGGACCAGAGGAAGUUCCUGUCCAUGCUGCUCACCUUGAAGUGCGUGCUGGACGCAGACACAUCUGAGCCAACGGACAGCCUGACGGAACCAGCUGUGGCCUUCUGCCAGCGGGUGGGCAGCAAAGCCACCACUGUGUCUGAGAUCGUGAGCACCAAGGACGAGGCCGUGUACCAGGCCAUCGAGCAGGGGAUCCAGAGGGUCAAUAGCAAGGCCGCCGCCCGACCCUACUGCAUCCAGAAGUGGGCCAUUCUCCAGCGGGACUUCUCCAUUUCGGGUGGAGAGCUGGGUCCGACGAUGAAGCUGAAGCGGCUCACGGUUCUGGACAAGUACAAAGACAUCAUCGACUCCUUUUACCAAGAGCAAAAGAAGUAAUCAGGGGCCAUCUUCCCAGCUUCCGCUGAAGACGGCAGGUCUUUCGGAGGGCCGGCCUGAGCUCCGGGCGCCUUCGGUCUGGGCGCUCGGACACCUGGCAGGGCUGUGAGGUCGCCGUGUCUGGCCACGACACGGGCCUCUACGUUUGCCAGGUCCGGGGCCAGCAGCAGCUGACGACUCCAGAAGCUUCCCAUGUGGGUAGUUUUAAUUUUAAGCAUUGCUUUUUGUCCAGGGGACGCAUGAGCUCAGCGCUCGCCCCGGAAGUAGCAGGCAGGUGGCGAGCUCGCGCUGGGGAGGAGGGCGAGGACAGUGGGGAGGACGGCUGGAGCUCCUUCGCACGCUGCCGGAGAGCCAGUACUUAGAACUCACCUCCGGGCUGACCUGCUCUGGAACCGCGGCCGCUUCUGUGCCUGUCAGCACCAGGACACCUCACACUUGCCAGCUGAUCUGAUGCUUAAUAAAACCGCUGCCGCCUAUCUGAUUGUACGGGUGUGAUUUGAGUAUUAAACCGUUUAACAGAA
Molecule: messenger RNA, 2864 nt
Organism: Mustela lutreola (European mink)
Lineage: Eukaryota; Metazoa; Chordata; Mammalia; Carnivora; Mustelidae
Gene: ACSBG1
Product: acyl-CoA synthetase bubblegum family member 1
Exons: 15
Coding region: 142-2343 (733 amino acids)
Cellular component (GO): membrane; endoplasmic reticulum
Molecular function (GO): long-chain fatty acid-CoA ligase activity
Source: RefSeq, a predicted model, not a curated record